Messenger RNA from Tinamus guttatus (white-throated tinamou), 216 nucleotides. RefSeq names its product phosphatidylinositol glycan anchor biosynthesis class Y (gene PIGY). The record is from RefSeq and is a predicted model, not a curated record. NCBI's taxonomy places the organism in Eukaryota, Metazoa, Chordata, Aves, Tinamiformes, Tinamidae. Gene Ontology annotation, biological process: GPI anchor biosynthetic process. Gene Ontology annotation, cellular component: glycosylphosphatidylinositol-N-acetylglucosaminyltransferase (GPI-GnT) complex.
AUGGCGCCCUGGCUGCCCACGCUCAGCGUGCUGGUGCCCCUGCUUGCCCUUGCCGGCCUCCUAUACUCGGCCAGCACUGACGAGAGCUUCCCGCGGGGCUGCACCAGCACGAGCAGCCUCUGCUUCUACAGCCUCCUCCUGCCCGUCACCAUCCCUGUCUACAUUUUCUUCCACCUCUGGACCUGGAUGGGCAUCAAGCUUUUCAGGCACAACUAG